Molecule: messenger RNA, 3329 nt
Organism: Lotus japonicus
Lineage: Eukaryota; Viridiplantae; Streptophyta; Magnoliopsida; Fabales; Fabaceae
Product: ATP-dependent DNA helicase At3g02060, chloroplastic
Exons: 13
Coding region: 208-2670 (820 amino acids)
Biological process (GO): DNA repair
Molecular function (GO): nucleic acid binding; ATP binding
Source: RefSeq, a predicted model, not a curated record
UCUGGAACCCUGCCACUCUGAGUUUCUUUUUUCAUUUCUACUUGGAUUGGAUGAUAUUUCUUGUUUCAUGACCAAAACAAAACCCCUCCAAAACCCCCCAUUUUCAUUCCUGUGUUAUCCUCCUCUCCACACUCUUCUUCCCAAAGCUUCAAACAUUCCAAUGACACCCUGAAUUCACACCCUUCUCUCUCUCACACUCUCCCUCUCAUGGCUUCUCUCCUUCCAUGCCCACAACAAAUUCCCACCACACCCUUCAUCUCCAAGCUCAGCUCAUCCCCCAAAACAUGGAAACUCUUCAUCCUCAGCUACCCUUUACACCAAAAAACCAUCAAAAGACUAACACUACCCUCCCCCACCAAAGCAGUCUACACACAAGGCCUCUAUGUCUCUGCUCCCCCACCUUCCAAAACUGACCUUGACAACGACCCUAUCUCCCUCCUCAACGAGAGGAUUCGCCGCGACCACGGCAAAAGAGAGGUUUCCAGGACUGUGAUGGACAAGAAGGAAGCUGAGAAGUACAUACAGUUGGUGAAGGAGCAGCAGCAGAGGGGGCUGCAGAAGCUCAAAGGUGAAAGGGUGGGUAAAGAUGGUAACUUUAGUUACAAAGUGGAUCCUUACACGCUUCGAAAUGGGGACUAUGUUGUGCACAAGAAAGUGGGUAUUGGGAUGUUUAUUGGGAUCAAGAUGGAUGUUCCUAAGAAUUCUGCAGAACCAACUGAGUAUGUUUUUAUAGAGUAUGCAGAUGGAAUGGCUAAGCUUCCUGUUAAGCAGGCCUCGAAAAUGCUCUAUAGAUAUUGUCUUCCAAAUGAAAACAAAAAGCCUAAGGCAUUGAGCAAGUUGAAUGAUACUAGUGUGUGGGAGAAAAGAAAGACUAAAGGGAAAGUUGCCAUACAGAAGAUGGUUGUUGACUUGAUGGAACUCUAUCUGCAUAGGCUCAAACAAAGAAGGCCUCCCUAUCCAAAGAGUCCCGCCAUGGCUGAAUUCACAGCUCAAUUUCCUUAUGAACCCACGCCGGAUCAGAAACAGGCUUUUAUUGAUGUGGAGAAGGAUUUGACUGAACGAGAAACUCCAAUGGACAGAUUAAUUUGCGGAGAUGUUGGCUUUGGUAAAACUGAGGUUGCACUGCGUGCUAUCCGAUGUGUUGUCUCAGCUAAAAAGCAAGCAAUGGUUCUGGCACCAACAAUAGUUCUAGCAAAGCAGCAUUUUGAUGUUAUUUCAGAGCGCUUUGCUGUAUAUCCUGAUAUCAAAGUUGGACUUCUAAGCCGGUUUCAGACGAAAGCAGAGAAAGAAGAGCACUUGGAAUCGAUUAAGAGUGGUGAGCUGGAUAUUAUUGUUGGGACUCACUCACUUCUUGGAAACCGUGUUGUAUAUAGCAAUCUUGGCCUACUUGUGGUUGAUGAGGAACAGAGGUUCGGUGUCAAGCAGAAGGAGAAGAUUGCCACUUUUAAAACUUCUGUGGAUGUACUUACUUUAUCUGCGACCCCUAUACCACGGACUCUUUAUUUAGCACUGACAGGGUUCCGCGAUGCUAGUUUAAUUACAACUCCACCUCCAGAAAGAGUUCCUAUCAAGACCCACCUGUCAUCAUUCAGUAAGGAGAAAGUAAUAUCAGCCAUCAAGUAUGAGCUGGACCGUGGUGGUCAAGUUUUUUACGUUCUGCCACGUAUUAAAGGGCUUGAAGAAGUAAUGGAAUUUCUUGAAGAGUCAUUCCCAGAUGUGGAAAUAGCCAUUGGCCAUGGGAAGCAAUACUCAAAGCAAUUAGAGGAUACCAUGGAAAAGUUUGCUCUAGGUGAAAUAAAAAUCCUUAUCAGCACAAAUAUAGUAGAAAGUGGGCUUGAUAUUCAAAAUGCAAACACCAUCAUCGUACAGGAUGUUCAACAAUUUGGCCUUGCCCAGUUGUACCAGUUGCGUGGAAGGGUUGGGCGGGCAGAUAAGGAAGCAUAUGCUUACUUAUUGUAUCCUGAUAAAAAUCUGCUCUCUGAUCAAGCAUUGGAGAGGCUUUCGGCUCUUGAAGAAUGCCGCGAACUUGGUCAAGGCUUCCAACUGGCUGAAAGAGACAUGGGUAUAAGAGGUUUUGGUACUAUUUUUGGUGAACAGCAAACAGGAGAUGUUGGAAAUGUUGGCAUUGAUCUUUUCUUUGAGAUGCUCUUUGAGAGUUUGUCUAAGGUUGAAGAGCACCGUGUCGUAGCAGUUCCUUAUCAUUCAGUGCAGGUUGACAUAAACAUCAAUCCUCAUCUCCCUUCUGAAUACAUAAACCAUCUGGAGAACCCUAUGGAAAUAAUAAACGAAGCUGAGAGAGUUGCUGAGAAAGACACCUGGAGUUUGAUGCAAUUUACUGAGAAUUUGCGCCGCCAAUAUGGCAAAGAGCCUCGCCCCAUGGAGGUUUUAUUAAAAAAGCUGUAUCUUAGGAGAAUGGCGGCUGAUAUAGGGAUAAACAGAAUUUACUCCUCAGGGAAGACGGUCUUUAUGAAAGCAAACAUCACUAAAAAAGUAUUUAAGAUGAUGACAGAUUCGAUGACAUCAGAUAUAUAUAGAAAUUCGUUGGUCCUGGAGGGGGACCAAAUUAAGGCUGAACUUCUAUUAGAGCUACCAAAAGAACAACUUCUUAAUUGGAUCUUCCAAUGUGUGGCUGAACUUCAUGCUUCACUACCCGCCCUCAUAAAGUACUAAGUUCUUUACCUAAGUUGGAAACUUGACUUACUGCUUACAAGGCCCGGAACUAACCAUGGUGGAUGCAAAACAAGAAUUUAUUGCUUUGACCGACUUGGCAGCACAGGACAUCAGAACAAAUUGAGACUCUCAAUUGAUAGAUACUAGUGACAGUGCACUUCUUAUUAUCAUGAUAUAGAAUCAGAGCUGCAUCAGUGAGGUUAGUUACUAGUACCUUGGAAUUGUUGUCCAAAUUGCACUUCAGAUUUGCAUGCUUUAUUGUGGACAUGAUCAUGAAAUAUGAGAAAGCAGCAACAGCUAGUGGCCUGAUCAGCUCCAAUAUUGCACUCAUAAAUAAAACCAGUCUCAAAAAGAGGAUUAAUCACUGCUACCGGCGGUGGAUUUCUUGGCUCACCCAAAAAUAUUCAUAAUUCAUCUUUUGUAUACGUGAAGGAGUGAAGCAUUGUGCUACCACACUCUUUCCUCAUUUUUGUUAUCUCAGCUUUCAUGAAAGUUACUUGAUAUGGGGCAAUUCAAUGCAAAUAUUCAGAGUCUCACUCUAGCUAUUACAUUCUAAGAAAUCUAUAAAUCAGCCUGAUGGAUGGUGCAUUCUUUUCGUUGUAGAUUACUAAGAAAUAUAAUGUUGUUUAUAGUUAUUGCUGUCAUGCGUUUGUUUGAUU